GAUUUACUCUAUAUUGUUUACAUGGAUUAGAGGAACUUUACGUCUCAUACAGACACUUGUGGAAAAAGCUUAAAGUUGUGAUAAGGAUUCGCCUUUUGGACAAUAAUUAUGGCUCAAAUCGAAUAAGUACUUAUAUGAUCAGGGGUUUGCUACGCUAGUGGCUCCUCAGCAUCUAUUCUAUAUAAAAAAAAAAAGGUAUGAGCAAAAGCACGUCUUGCACAAACCUUCACUCAUAGAAGGGGUCAAAAAGGAAUAAUCGAUAUGUGUGCAUAGAUGAACUAAAACAAUAGAGAUUGAAGAAGACCUUCAACACUGUAUUUUCCAAUGCCACAACCAAUAAGUGCCAUAAAUAAAGCACAUAAAUUAUGUCUUAAAGGCUUCUCAUAAGAUAUCACAUAAAUUUUAUAAUCAAAUAUGUCUGCGUCCGGCAGACCAAAUCUAUCAACAAGAGGAUUUGAAUACGCAAUACCAUAUACAGAUAUACUCCUUCACACUAAAAUGUACAGAUAAUGAGUUUUUAAAAAAAUGAUCCAUUAUCUACUAGGAGAAAGACCACCAAACAUCUAUAAAUAUGUAUAUUCUUUCUAGAAUGCACAGCACAUUACAUCUCUUAUUAACGAAAGUUAUUGGGUCUGAAAAGGCCUAACCUCAAGUAGCUUUAGUUUAUACUGCCUAAAUCAGCCUAGGGUGCAAAUCAUACAAUUUUAACAACCCAUCAUUCAUCAAGCUUUCUCUCAAUCAUUUUUUCACACAUUUUAUUUAUUUAUCACAUCCACAUAUGCAAGUGAGAGAGACCGUGUGUGUGUUUGGUAUAAAGCCAAAGAAUCUAGGAGCUGGUGCCAGUUAUUCGGGUUGUUUUACAUGUGGGAUGCAAUUUGGGUCUCGUGGGUUAAAAUAUGCUCUGCUUUUUUUUUUUUGCAUGAUCAGCAGUUCCAGUAUUUUUUGUCUAAGAUGUCUUAAAUAUUGAGAUGAAUGCACACGAUUUCAUAUGAAUCAUGUGAGGUCCAUGACUUCACAUGGAUCAUGUACGUCUAUCUCAACAUUUAUGAUAACUGAUGCAAAAAACAUUGACAUCCUUAGCAUUUACGUUACGUUUUUUUUCCUGAUAACUUCUCACAUAAAUAAUUCAAGUAGACUUGCCAGGUGUCCAGGGUAUUAUACUAUUAUCAAUGAAGAUGGGCAACAGCUGUUGGCAUGCCCAAAAGGUUGACUUUCCCUGACGCUGUCAACCACUAUUGCAUUGAAUUUGGAGUCUUUGGAGUCAUGCGCGGACCACUUUUAUGCCAGACAAUGACCAAAGCAGAGUCCACUCCACUCCUCCCUCUGUCUGAGUGUCUUACCUCCAUAAUGGUGUUCUCACAGAAGGUGGUUCGUAAGGCCCACAUAGAGUUUCAGAAUUUUUAACUACUAGCUUGCAUUAGUUAGCCUUUCACGUGACCUACAGUGACUGCUUUAGCUUCAUUCCCAUCUAUUUAUAACCUCAUCCUCCCCUUCUACACCACAAUUCCUACAGUUCUCUCUCUCUCUCUCUAAUAAUGAAGCAAAGCUUUCAAUAUAGUGUUCUUCUGCUCUUCCUUCUUUUCCUUGUUUCCAACACAAAAAUAUCUGCAAGAUCGAUGGCUACCAAACAAGGACAAGAGGAGGUGAUAAAUCUCAGCCAAACCACUGGUCAGGAUUCCAUUUCAGGAGUGGAAAGCAGUGAAUCAAUGAAUCUAAUGGGGUUGGAUGUAUGUGAUAAUGAAGAUGAGGAAUGCUUCAAGAGAAGAAUGAUGGCAGAGGCUCAUUUGGACUACAUCUACACCCAGCAUCACAAGCCUUGACGUUCCAACUUAAACUAGAUUAGUUACACUAUAGAUAACUGGAAUAUAUUAGCCAACAUUCUUCUAAAUCUACCAUCACAUUUUGGAACUUAGUAUCCACUAUAAGGGACAGUAUCAUGUCAACUGCUAAUUCUCACUACUGCAGAUAUGAUUGUUAUCUGUUUAUCUUCUGUAUGGCAAUGACUAAUGAGACUAUGAAAAUUAGCAAGCA
Molecule: messenger RNA, 2031 nt
Organism: Tripterygium wilfordii
Lineage: Eukaryota; Viridiplantae; Streptophyta; Magnoliopsida; Celastrales; Celastraceae
Product: putative phytosulfokines 6
Exons: 3
Coding region: 1536-1820 (94 amino acids)
Biological process (GO): cell population proliferation
Cellular component (GO): extracellular region
Molecular function (GO): growth factor activity
Source: RefSeq, a predicted model, not a curated record